This is a messenger RNA of Solanum pennellii, 607 nucleotides long. Its product is annotated as transcription factor bHLH53-like. Gene Ontology annotation, biological process: regulation of DNA-templated transcription. Bases 1 to 597 code for a protein of 198 amino acids. NCBI's taxonomy places the organism in Eukaryota, Viridiplantae, Streptophyta, Magnoliopsida, Solanales, Solanaceae. The record is from RefSeq and is a predicted model, not a curated record. The transcript has a single exon. Gene Ontology annotation, molecular function: DNA-binding transcription factor activity; protein dimerization activity.
AUGAAUAACAGUUGUUGUUUCAUGCCAGAGUACUCUGUUUUCGAGAAACAACCAAAGGACAAUCAUUCUUGUUUCAUUCCAGAGUACUCUGUUUUUGAGAGCAUCCCAAAACGUCAAAAGAUUUUUCAAGAUGAUUUCUUUCCAAAUCCAAAUAGUAAUACCAUAACCCCAUCCACUCACAAUUCUUGUUUCAUGCCAGAGUACUCUGUUUUUGAGAAACAACAAAAACUCUUUCAAGAUAACUUCCAUGAGGGGUUUGUGCCAAAUCCUCCAAUGUUUGAGGAUUUUGCGCUUCCAGAAAUUCCUAUGCCUGUUUUUAGUAGCAAUAAUGCUGCUGGAGUUGUCGCGAAGGAAGGCUGUAGUAGUAAUAAUGAGAAGAAGAUGUCAGCACAGAGUAUGGCGGCGAGGCAGAGGAGGAAGAAGAUUAGUGAUAAAACACAAGAAUUGGGCAAAUUGAUACCUGGUGGACACAGAAUGAACACUGCUGAAAUGCUUCAAGCUACUUACAAGUAUAUUAAAUUGUUGCAAGCACAAGCUGGACUUCUUGCCUUCAUGGGAUCAUAUCAGGUAAAUAAAUUAUAUACUACAACAUUCUAAUUUUAUCCUA